AUGUCCAAGUCGCUAUUAAUACCAAGCGCAAGAGAUCGUGUUGACUCACAUGCCGACCUCGACCAGGACGAGCUAUAUUAUGAGGAAAUUUCGCUAUUACAAAAUGCUCCAGACUCAGCGAACAAGAAUGCAUAUCCAUGGACAUUUUCUCCAGUUCCAGGGUUUUUCAAGCAAACUGACCCUGAUACAGAUGAUUUACUAUUUAACUAUGCGGAAGAAGAUUUGGGAAGAUUGCAUUCGUGGGACGAGAUCAUUACACAGAUCGACGAGUUAAAUAGACAUUCGCCGUAUAACGAAUGCUAUAAGGUAUUGUUUUUAGCCCGUCAUGGUGAAGGAUGGCACAACAUAGCAUCUCAUAAAUACCCCGCCGAAGAAUGGAUGAAAAAAUGGAGGUUUUUAGGUACAGAUGGAGAGUUGACGUGGGGUCCAGAUGCAGGCUUGACAGAGUUGGGUAUUAGACAAGCCAAAGAGAACAAUAUGGUCUGGAAGGAACAAAUGUCUAAGGGGGCACCAAUACCAAGCAAAUUCUAUGUUUCACCAUUGCGAAGAUCGUGUCAUACUUUGAAUUAUACGUGGGAAGAUAUUAAUAUUCCUAAGCCAAUAGUUAAUGAAAAGUUGCGGGAGACUAUUGGAAUUCACUUGUGCCAUAAAAGAUCUACCAAAUCAGAGAUUACCAAAACAUUUCCUUCAUUUCAAUUUGAGCCAAGGUUUUCUGAAACGGACCAGUUGGAUGAAUAUUACUCCAUUAAUAGAGAAAAAUUACAUCAGCAGUUCUUGCGUAUUAAUACAUUUCUUCAAGGUCUCUUUGAACAAGAUUGGCAGAACAAUAAGCACCAGAUAGAUAAAGAAAACUUGAAAGAUAGUACCUUCGUUUCUAUAACUUCACAUGCUGGUACGAUACGUUCCUUUAUAACAGUGAUAAACCAUAGAAAAUUCACUAUACCUACCGGUGGAAUGAUACCGAUAGUGGUCAAAGGAAGUAGAAACUUUUAA
Messenger RNA from Debaryomyces hansenii CBS767, 993 nucleotides. RefSeq lists its product as uncharacterized. The transcript has a single exon. NCBI's taxonomy places the organism in Eukaryota, Fungi, Ascomycota, Pichiomycetes, Serinales, Debaryomycetaceae. Gene Ontology annotation, cellular component: cytoplasm. Gene Ontology annotation, molecular function: phosphatase activity. The record is from RefSeq and is a predicted model, not a curated record. The coding region runs from base 1 to 993 and encodes 330 amino acids.